Colletotrichum destructivum is the source of this 339-nucleotide messenger RNA. RefSeq lists its product as uncharacterized. Bases 1 to 339 code for a protein of 112 amino acids. The record is from RefSeq and is a predicted model, not a curated record. Lineage: Eukaryota; Fungi; Ascomycota; Sordariomycetes; Glomerellales; Glomerellaceae. The transcript has 2 exons.
AUGGAUUUGGCCAUGUCUUCCAUGCUCCCGGAACGUCUCCAAUGCGUCUCGUCGUCCAGAUUGACCUUGACCAGACCAAAUCAAGUCCUGUCUAUCUUCGCACACCGCAUUUUCAAGGCCAGCGGCCCCGUUCAACAUCUUCAACUGCCUUCUAUGGGCAGGCUUGGAUGGUUGGAUGUGACCGCUUGCCACAGCACAAAAAGUGACAUUGGCAUUCCCACAGACAGGCCGCAUCUCAUCGGGGCGUGCCAGCAAGUGUGGUCUUGGAUGCCCUCGCUCUCGGUCGAUCGGCGCCAUCACCGCAGAAGACGCACGCAUGUCUUACUCGAGAAGCGAUAG